Aspergillus tanneri is the source of this 1293-nucleotide messenger RNA. It is a transcript of the gene FTSJ1, whose product is annotated as tRNA methyltransferase TRM7. NCBI's taxonomy places the organism in Eukaryota, Fungi, Ascomycota, Eurotiomycetes, Eurotiales, Aspergillaceae. The record is from RefSeq and is a predicted model, not a curated record. Gene Ontology annotation, molecular function: tRNA methyltransferase activity. Bases 1 to 1293 code for a protein of 430 amino acids. The transcript has a single exon. Gene Ontology annotation, cellular component: cytoplasm. Gene Ontology annotation, biological process: tRNA methylation; cytoplasmic translation.
AUGGGUCGGUCUUCUAAGGACAAGCGCGAUGCCUACUAUCGACUAGCGAAAGAGCAGAAUUGGCGAGCUCGCUCCGCCUUCAAGUUGAUUCAGAUUGACGAGCAAUUCGAUCUAUUUGAGCAUGAAAGCCCAGAGAAAGUGACUCGGGUCGUCGAUCUCUGUGCUGCUCCAGGUAGUUGGAGCCAGGUACUCAGCCGGGUGUUGAUCAAGGGAGAGAGUUUUGGUCGAAGGUCUUGGGUGGAGAAGAAACGCAAGGAGAUGAAAGCGUUGGUGAGAGCAAAUACCGGGGUUGCCGACCACAGCGACGAGGAGAUGGAUGGCCAGGUGGAGCUGAAGCCACGGGCAAAUGUCAAGAUUGUCUCGAUUGACUUGCAACCCAUGGCUCCCCUCGAAGGCAUUACCACCCUCAAGGCAGAUAUCACCCACCCCUCCACUAUACCACUUCUUCUCCGGGCUUUAGACCCCGACGCCUACGAUUCCACCACCACUUCUCCCUCUGCUCUCCGACCACCUCAUCCCGUUGAUCUGGUGAUCUCCGAUGGUGCACCGGAUGUGACUGGUUUGCACGACCUGGACAUCUACAUUCAGUCCCAGUUGCUCUAUUCCGCUCUGAACCUGGCGUUGGGCGUACUCCGGCCCGGAGGCAAAUUUGUCGCCAAGAUCUUCCGUGGUCGUGAUGUUGAUUUGAUCUACGCACAGUUACGAACUGUCUUCGAGAAAGUGAGUGUUGCGAAACCAAGGAGUAGUCGGGCGAGCAGUCUGGAAGCAUUUGUGGUCUGUGAGGGAUUCAUCCCUCCAGCCAUUCACGACGGUUUGAUUGGGAUGGAAGCGUUGAAGAAUCCCAUAUUCGGUGGUGCUGCAGCACCUCGUCCCACAUCCAUCGACGGGAAUCUCGGCCAGGAGGUGAUGAAUGGAGACACCCAGACGGUUCCUGGAAGCAAGAAGGGUACCAUCCUCACAGCCGCAACCACUGUCUCGACCGACCAGAACGAAACACGCCAGGCUCGUCUUUUGUAUACCGACUCUCAUUCCUCAGUCACUCCAGAGCCUCUCGCCUACAAGCCAUUCUCAGAGAAAUUCGCCAUCGAGAACCGAUGGAUUCCGUCGUUCAUUGCCUGCGGUGACCUCUCUUCCUGGGAUUCUGAUGCUUCCUACUCCCUUCCUCCCGACCAUGUGAGCUUGGAGCCUGUCCAACCACCUACCGCACCGCCUUACAGGCGGGCUCUAGAGUUGAGGAAGGAAAAGGGUGGAGCGUACGGGAAGACAAGAUUAGGAGCGUUGGGUCGAGCAUAA